Molecule: messenger RNA, 3925 nt
Organism: Sphaeramia orbicularis (orbiculate cardinalfish)
Lineage: Eukaryota; Metazoa; Chordata; Actinopteri; Kurtiformes; Apogonidae
Gene: u2af2a
Product: U2 small nuclear RNA auxiliary factor 2a
Exons: 12
Coding region: 572-1984 (470 amino acids)
Biological process (GO): mRNA processing
Cellular component (GO): nucleus
Molecular function (GO): RNA binding
Source: RefSeq, a predicted model, not a curated record
GAAGCCACUUUUCAUCAACUUCCGGUGUCACGGAGUACCUGGGAGACGGAGCAAAAAAGCGGGCAUACCGAAAUCUUUAUUGUUUCACUAGCCUUAAAACGUUCACAAGCGUACGUAUUUGGCUUAUAAAGCCAAGUAACUGCACUCUGUGGGCAAGCGAGCCACCGGGGUUUGCAUUUGGCUUGAAAAAGAGUCUCAUUCAUUCGGCUAUCGCUCAAGCUAGUUAGCUAACGAGCUCUACUCUUGUGUCUCGAGCAGCAGGCCCAUUCUUCUGGACUUUGCUACAAGCUAGUUAGCUAACAUUAGCAGGCUAACCAGUGCGAACACGUUUUCUUUCUCAAUGAUUCUGUCUGUUACGUUGUAAAUAAAUAUCACACAGCUAAUGUGUGCGCUGGUGGGCGUUUUUUGGUAAUUUUGUUAUUAAGUGGCUUGCAAAUUAACGGUUAUAUAGUUUAGUUGUAUUAGCGAAACACUUGUUUUUAAAAGUGUUCACUUUGUUGCUAGCUUAAGCUAGCCACCGUCAACUGAACAACGCAGUCGCGGAGAGCGCAGCAACCUCCAGCCCACAGAGAUGUCGGACUUCGACGAAUUUGAACGACAGCUUUCUGAAAACAAACAAGCGGAAAGAGACAAAGAGAACCGCCACCACCGCCGCUCUUCUUCCCGCAGCCGCAGCAGAGAGAGGAAAAGAAGGAGCAGAGACAGGGAUAGACGCAGCAGGGACCGCCGUGGAGACAGUAAGGAGCGCAGGCACAGACGCAGCUCACCAUCCAGCUACCCCCAGGACAAUGCUGGAAGCCGUUCACCACAUCGUGAGAAGAAGAAGAAGGUGAAGAAGUACUGGGAUGUCCCCCCACCUGGUUUCGAACACAUCACCCCCAUGCAGUACAAAGCCAUGCAGGCUGCAGGCCAGAUUCCAGCCACAGCCCUCCUGCCGACAAUGACUCCAGAUGGGCUGGCUGUUACUCCCACUCCUGUACCUGUGGUGGGCAGUCAGAUGACCCGCCAGGCUCGUCGACUCUACGUGGGCAACAUCCCUUUUGGUAUCACAGAGGAGUCUAUGAUGGACUUCUUCAAUGCCCAGAUGCGUUUGGGUGGUCUUACUCAGGCCCCUGGUAACCCUGUCCUUGCAGUACAGAUAAACCAGGACAAGAACUUUGCCUUCCUUGAGUUCCGUUCAGUGGAUGAAACAACACAGGCCAUGGCAUUUGAUGGCAUCAUCUUUCAAGGCCAGAGUCUCAAGAUCCGCCGCCCACAUGAUUACCAGCCCCUGCCUGGCAUGAGUGAAAACCCCAGUGUCUAUGUUCCUGGAGUGGUGUCAACAGUCGUGCCUGACUCGGCUCACAAGCUCUUCAUUGGCGGUUUGCCCAACUACCUGAAUGAUGACCAGGUGAAGGAGCUGUUGACGUCAUUCGGCCCCCUGAAGGCCUUCAACCUGGUGAAGGACAGCGCCACAGGCCUAUCCAAGGGAUAUGCCUUUUGUGAAUAUGUUGAUGUCAACCUUAAUGACCAGGCUAUUGCUGGACUGAACGGCAUGCAGCUGGGAGACAAGAAGCUCCUGGUGCAAAGAGCCAGUGUGGGAUCCAAGAACGCCACUCUGACGAGCAUCAACCAGACCCCAGUGACACUGCAGGUGCCAGGUCUGAACAGCUCAGUGACCCAGAUGGGUGGUCUGCCCACUGAGGUGCUGUGUCUGAUGAACAUGGUGGCCCCAGAGGAGCUGCUGGAUGAUGAAGAAUAUGAAGAGAUUGUGGAGGAUGUCAGGGACGAGUGUAGCAAGUAUGGCCAAGUCAAGAGCAUUGAGAUACCUCGACCUGUAGAUGGCCUGGAAGUCCCUGGGACUGGCAAGAUCUUUGUGGAGUUCACGUCAGUUUUUGACUCUCAGAAAGCCAUGCAGGGGCUCACAGGAAGGAAGUUUGCCAAUAGGGUGGUGGUGACCAAAUACUGCGAUCCAGACGCAUAUCACCGCCGGGAUUUCUGGUAGAGAAGGUGUGAAAAGAAGAGGGGAGGGAGGGAGGGGGUGUACACUGCCCAUUUCCAAAUCAGCCCCUGGGUUGUUUUAACAGAGCAAUGUUUCAUGUGGAUCUGGAAGUAUAAUCAGCUAAUAGUGUCAGUGAUAUCCAGUUAUUUGAGAUCUACAUGAAAUUUCUCACAGUUGAUACAGAAAUAAUGGGGGAAAAGAGAGAUGGUUUCCAUUCAGUCAAAACAAAGAGGGUGAGCUUUGUGGUGGGGGUGUAAAUGGGAGGGGGCAACAAAGAUUUUUGAGAAAUGUGUGUAAUAAUGGGUCCAGGGUGGGGUCAGCAAUUUUUAUACUUUGUGACACAGGGAUGUCAUUUGGGUGGGAGGGGGGUGCCACACUUUAAGGUUUGUAUUUAAAUGGAGGUAGCCUGUUUUAAGUACAUUAGGAGGGAGUUGCAGUAGGGAACUAACUGGACUAUUUUGAGAAGAAGGAUUGAGAAAAAACAGGAGUGUUUGUCAAAGGGAGAUGGUUGUGGGGGAGAUAGAGAGGAAGAUGAGGGCAUUUUUGUUUGACCAUCUAAUGUAGAUACACAGUAGCUGUAACAUCCACUUCAGUUUUCUCAUCAUCAUCUUUAGAAAGACAAGAAGAGACUCCUCAGUUUUGGAUUUUUUUUUCUCUUUAAAUCUUUAGACUCUUUUCUUUUUUUCCUUCAUUUGUGUCAGACUACUGCCCCCCUCAGGAUGAUUGUUAGAGAAUCUGUUGUCUAAUUGGACUCUAUCUGAAUGUCAAUUGUUACUGUUUCAAUCCUGUGUGUGGCUUCACUGAUCUGAGCUGUACCAUCACCCUCAGAAUAACAUGAACAGCAGAAAAGAACAUUUUCAGUAAAUUUUUUCUAUUUUCUGUUUUUUUUUUUUUUUUUUUUUUUUUCACGUCCAUCUUUUGUGAGCAGCUUGUGACCAAUGAGAUUGUUUUGUCUCUGCAGUUAAGCCCGGAAUAAAUCUAAGAAAAAAAAAGGAAAAUAUGAAGAGGCAAACAGAUUGGUAUUUGAUAGGGAUUCAUCUUUCCUUACCAAUAAGCCUUAAUGUUAUUUCAUGUCAAUUUACAAAGGAAAGAAAUUUGGCUCGCCCCUUUAUCACUGAUGUCUUCUACGUGCAUAGAUGUCACUAUCUUGUGUUUUCAUUUACCUAAUAUCCCAGCAAAUUGGGGAUGUAAGAUGUGUUGGACCCAGUUGUUUUUCUGUGCAACGUCUCACCUCUUUUACAAGACCAAAUAAACACGUGACUAAUACCCUUGACUCUUGUUGUACAGCUCACUGUGAAGGGCAGUAUACUACAGAGUAAAAAUCCAAACCACACAAAGUAGGUCUGAUCUGUAAAGUCAUAGCCCGAUUUACAAAAGCCACAUACAAAGUCAAAGCACAAAAGAAGAAAAGAGUUCCUUUAAAACAUUUGAAUUUGGCAAAUAAUUCAAGCCUGCAGACAUAAAGAAUUACUAUUUUAGCUCGCAAAUAAAACCACAUUUUAGUUUAGAGAUUGAAUAACUUUUCUGUUAUAUGGCUGUCAGGGUUUUCAUUAAUCCUAAAUUGUGAGUUAAAUACUGUCCAUGUAUACUUCGUAUACUAUGCUACAUGAAAGCUGCUUUACUCUAGUCUCAUCUUCUGCCCUUUUUUCUCUGAGGACCACAAGUUCACACUGUAGGAGCAAAGGGCGAAGCAUUCAUUUGAUAUCUCUGGGUUACUGAAGAGCAAUUGUUUCAGCGAUAACACUUUUGAGACGUUACUCCUUACUUUCUUAAAUUUGCUUUUUCAGUGGCACUGUGUCUUUUAAUUUUUUUUUCCUCUGAAACAAAUGUGAUUUCUUAAGUGAAUUAAAACCCUAAAACCCACCGCUAGUUUAUAAACGCAUAAACAGUCUUUCAUUUGUCCUAUUUGUUUUCAAAUGUUGAUUAAAAACUGAAUUUACAUGA